Molecule: messenger RNA, 327 nt
Organism: Amaranthus tricolor (Joseph's coat)
Lineage: Eukaryota; Viridiplantae; Streptophyta; Magnoliopsida; Caryophyllales; Amaranthaceae
Exons: 1
Coding region: 1-327 (108 amino acids)
Source: RefSeq, a predicted model, not a curated record
AUGCCCUCUUAUGCUAAAUUCCUCAAGGACAUCAUUGCCAACAAACGCAAGCUAGAGGAGAGUGUGGUGGAAACUCUGAAUGGGCAAUGUAGCGCUAUUUUGCAGUGCAAGGUUCCUAAGAAACAAGCUGAUCCUGGUAGUUUUACUAUCCCACUGAAGUUGGGGAACGAUGUGUCUGCUGUAGCCCUUGUUGAUUUAGGGGCUAGUGUGAGUGUGAUGCCGUUAACAUUAUGCAAAAAGAUCAAUGUCGAGAUGAAAGCCACUCGGAUGUCUAUACAAUUAGCCGAUCGAUCUGUGAGAUACCCAGUUGCUAUUCUUGAGGACUAA